Messenger RNA from Gloeophyllum trabeum ATCC 11539, 2580 nucleotides. Its product is annotated as BRO1-domain-containing protein. Gene Ontology annotation, molecular function: protein binding. The transcript is spliced from 16 exons. The record is from RefSeq and is a predicted model, not a curated record. Gene Ontology annotation, cellular component: endosome. Bases 83 to 2521 code for a protein of 812 amino acids. NCBI's taxonomy places the organism in Eukaryota, Fungi, Basidiomycota, Agaricomycetes, Gloeophyllales, Gloeophyllaceae.
AUCCGACUCUAAUACUUCGUCUGUGCAUAGCGGCCCUCAGACUGUUUCGGCUUUGUGAGGGCAGGGUCACAGGAGUCCAGCGAUGUCGAAUCAACUGUCUAUACCGUUCAAGAAGACUUAUAACGUUCCAUUGAAGCAAGCGGCACGCGACUAUAUAUACUCCAGGCAUACAGACACACACCCCGAUGCAUUCAAGUGGGACUUGAAUGAGUGGGACACAUCAAGAAAAGAAGGCGUUGGUGGUAUUGUUCGUGUUGAUCGCAUUGAUCCAGCUGUGCGGUAUCAUGCACAGCUUGUGUUCAUCCUAACCAAACUACCAGUUGACAUCGGCUUGGAGAUCCCAUAUGCACCUGCAUUUUCUCCUUCUUCCUUGCCCAUAACGUUAAAGAACCUUGCAUAUGAACGGGCGGCAGUCGUCUUUAACCUAGGGGCAUUGUAUUCUCAAUUAGCUUCCUCCGAAGACAGAUCCAAUGCCGAAGGCAUCAAACGUGCUUUGGCCCACUAUCAGAAUGCCGCUGGAACCUUCGCCUUCUUAGCCUCUUCGGCAGUUCCACCUCUUCGAAAUACCCUUCGAGAAGAGGAACAGUUGCCUCUCGACUUGACUGAAGCGUUCGUCAAGAGUCUUGAGUCACUGAUGUUAGCUCAAGCUCAGGAAUGCACAUGGCAAAGAGCAAAACUAGACAAUUAUAAGAACGGCGUAAUUGCUAAGUUAGCUGCCAAGGUCGCAUACUUCUACGAAGAAGCCGUCACAGCCAUCCGGGAGGCCUCACCCGCCAUUAAGCACGCUUUUCCAUCGACCUGGAUACCUCACUGUGAGGCCAAGAGAUAUCACUUCGAGGCCGUGGCACAGUAUAGAAAAAGCGUUGAUGAUUUGGAAGUCUCCAGAUAUGGACACGAGCUGUCGCGCUUGAACCAAGCGAGCAUGUUAGCCAAAAAGGGCUACGACAUUGCCAGACGUGCUGGGAUUGCUCCAGCGGUUGUGCAGGACGUCAAAUCCUUGUUAGAUGAAGUCCAGAAGAAUAUCGCGCGAGCGGAACGAGAUAACGAUCUGAUCUAUCAUCAAGACGUGCCUGCCCCGUCUGCCUUGCCUGUAAUAGCCGGAGCAGCGCUCGUCGGUAGUAAUACACCGACCGGUCUAUUACAACCUUCAACUGUUAUUGGUGAUGGUGGUGUCAUCUUCGGAGAGCUUCUUGCUUGGGGUGCCCGUGAAGCAGUAGACAUCUAUCAGAAUCGCAAGGAAGAAACGCUGAAAGAUGGCGUAUUCGACCGAGCGCAGGAACUCGACGAUAAAGCUCGAGAGACCUUACGCACACUGAACUUGCCUGCAGCUCUUGAGGCACUGGAGAAGCCUGUAGGACUGCCACCAAGCUUACUAAAGAAAUCAGAAGAAGUGCGACUUGCUGACGGUCCGGCUUGGAUUGAAACGUCUGUCGAGGCAGUAAAGAGGUUGGCAGCACGCAAUACCGAAGUCUUGAACGAAGCUCUAGAUAUCCUCGAUCAGGAAGCUGAAGAAGACGAAGACUUCCAGCGAGAUAAUCCCAGCAUACGGCCCCCAUCCCACGAAGCCAAUAAGGACCUUAUUAGUAAGGCGGAUCGUUACCGAGCUAUCUUAUCGCAGGCCGUGGAAAGUGAUGAAGUUGUGCGCCGCAAGUGGGAUGACUGGGAGAGGAACAUUAUUGAACUCACUUGGGAUAAGGAAGAUUUGGAGGCGUCGAUCCCGUCAAGCACCGGACGCGCGGCAACUUCGAAUCAGACGCAGGCGAAUGCAAGAGCUCUAAGGGUCUUAUUGGAAAACUUGGACGAUGUAAUACGUACCCGGUCUCAGCUUGUAGAGAGAGCCCGGAGACUUGCUGAAGCCGAUGACAUCAAACCCAGAAUACUCAAGGUCGCUGGGAACAUUGCGCAAUGGAAAGAAGUGACUCCAGCAAUGUUCGAGAACGAUUUUGACGAAGAACUGGCGAAGUACGAGAAGUUCCGGCAGGGCAUUGACGACGCAGAGAAGCAACAACAAGAGCUGUUAACAGCUAUCAAGGCUCGGAACGACUCGUUCCUGCAGUCUCGCAGAGAAGACCCGAAUGUCAAGGAGAGAGAGCAUGCCCUGCAGUCUCUUGACUUGGCAUAUCACAAGUAUAGAGAAAUCAGAAGGAACCUUGAAGAGGGCAUACAAUUUUACAAUGACCUGGCUGGUAUGCUGGCCGAAUUUAGGGAGAGCUGUAAGGAGUGGGCCAGACGACGACGACAUGAAGCUCGAUCAAUCGUGCAAUCGAUGAGUUCUCUGUCAAUCGGGGCACCAUCCCCGGAGCAGCGGGAUGACCAUGUCACCACUAAUAGUGAAAUAUCACCGUUGCCUUCACAUGAUGCGCACCCUCCCUUGUCACCUGUGCCGUCACGAAAGGGACCAGCCGCUCCCUUCAACUUGCCUCCUCCAGAUUCAGGCGAUUGGGAAGAGAUGGAUUUGCCGCCCGGUCCGCCAGUACCUUCGACACCCAGGACUAGGAGGGGAGGGAAGCGUAAUAAGUAAUCGCGCGAAUGGGUUAAUAGAAGCUGUAUCACACAACAGGGUUUGCUGCUUCAUUGGCU